Molecule: messenger RNA, 678 nt
Organism: Poecilia reticulata (guppy)
Lineage: Eukaryota; Metazoa; Chordata; Actinopteri; Cyprinodontiformes; Poeciliidae
Product: cell surface glycoprotein CD200 receptor 1-like
Biological process (GO): regulation of neuroinflammatory response
Molecular function (GO): signaling receptor activity
Source: RefSeq, a predicted model, not a curated record
AUGCGAACAAAGAGGGUGUACAGGACAUGGAUUUAUACUGUGGUCAUCUCCAUGUUUGAAGCAUGGACUCAAGAUGCAGUCAACAAAGAAGUUGCUUUCAAUCUUGGGACCAACAUUAACCUGACCUGCACUAACAAGACGAGGGCUGACAUCGUAUUUAUAAUCUGGGAGAUUCACUUGAAAACCAAAAACUGUAAGAUCUCCUUUGUAAAUGACGACUCAGGUAUUGACUCUUGCAAAGAUGGAAAAUCUCUCCAGAAGACUUCCACGGGUCAGUUGUAUCUGCACGUCCCAAACCUUUCAGCUGAUGAUGUUGGACUCUACAAGUGUGAGUCGGUUUACAAUGGAGGAAAUGAAAACUACAACAUCAAAGUGGCUGUGACAGCUCCUCCUGUUUUAUCUGCCUGGUUGGAGCGGAAGGGGAACAAAAUACUGGCGCUGUGCAGAGCUGAAAGAGGAACACCAGUUGCCAACUUAAGUUGGAGUUAUGGAGGCAGCUCAGAGCCCGCAGUGAAAACUCAGCUGGACCCAGAUGGAUUUGUAACAGUAGAGAGUCAUCUGGAGCUCCUGGAAGACGUUGGUCCAGAAGAACUGACCUGCAUUGUCCAGCACCUUUUCUGGGAUCAGAAAAAGAUUCUGGUACCGAAAUUCAGAAAAGGUCAGAGAUUUCCAGAAUGA